Molecule: messenger RNA, 540 nt
Organism: Blepharisma stoltei
Lineage: Eukaryota; Ciliophora; Heterotrichea; Heterotrichida; Blepharismidae
Source: the annotation of a GenBank genome assembly
AUGAAAAAAAUAGAAGAUGAAAAAGAAGAGAAAAAAGAAGAAAAAAAAGAAGAUAAAGAAGAUGAAAAAGAAGAGAAAAAAGAAGCGAAAAAAGUAAAUGGAUUAGAAGUAAGAUUAAGAAGAGAUCUAAAAAAGCUAGAAGACAAAUUUAAAUGGAGCCCUACUCUGAAAAUACUUCUGCACGAAAUAGCAGUUCUUGCUACUAGAUUUUGGGAACAGCAAACUUCUUACUUUAGAAUUACGCCUAGAGAGUAUAUAAACCCAUCAGAUCCUGGAAAAUCAUAUGGAGAUAUAGGAGACUAUCUCGAGUCGUUACUCUUUGGUCACAGGUUGAAAUGCCUUUAUCGUGGAGGGGCAAAACUUUUAUUAAAUAUUAAUAGCUGAAACUUGCCAAUUGAUAGGUUUCAGUCUAAAUUCCUAAAAUGGCAAGAACAUAGCAAAGCAAAUGGUGGCAAUUUUUACCUUCUCUGAAGUCGAAAAAUAGAAGUCAACUGUGUUACAUUCGGCAGACGUGGGAUGUCUUAUUGGAAUUCGCGUUAG